CGGAUUGAUUGAACCUGACCCGGAUCCGAAAUGGAGUCACCGAUUAAAAAGCGCGUCAUUCUCAUAAACGGACCCUUGGUUAUCGGUCCAGGGUUUUCUCUCACUAGAUUUUCUCCACCCAAAGCUAAGCAACAAUGGCUAAUGCAGCAUCUGGUAUGGCUGUGCAUGAUGAAUGCAAGUUGAAGUUUAUGGAGCUGAAGACAAAACGUUCACACAGAUUCAUUGUUUACAAGAUAGAGGAAAAACAAAAGCAAGUGAUUGUUGAAAAGGUUGGCGAGCCUUCGCAAGGAUACGAUGACUUCACUGCCAGUCUUCCUGCAGACGAGUGUCGCUACGCUGUUUAUGAUUUUGAUUUCAUGACACCCGAGAAUGUGCCCAAGAGCAGGAUUUUCUUCAUUGCAUGGUCACCGGAUACUUCAAGGGUUCGAAACAAGAUGAUUUACGCUAGUUCCAAGGACAGAUUCAAGAGAGAGCUAGACGGAAUUCAAAUAGAACUGCAAGCUACAGAUCCAACCGAGAUGGGUCUGGAUGUUAUCACUAGCCGGGCCACUUAAAGUUCGCGAUUAAGGCCAACUGCAAAAAAAAAUGUGUCUGUAGUUAUAAUAGGAUGGUGAAGUUUUGGCGAGAUGACAUAUGUUGUCUAAGGUCAGGAGUUACCAUAAUGUUAUCUUUAUUUACAAGAAUGAUUGCUGUGUUUUCCAA
Messenger RNA from Impatiens glandulifera, 702 nucleotides. RefSeq names its product actin-depolymerizing factor 2-like. Bases 135 to 554 code for a protein of 139 amino acids. Gene Ontology annotation, biological process: actin filament depolymerization. The transcript is spliced from 3 exons. The record is from RefSeq and is a predicted model, not a curated record. Gene Ontology annotation, molecular function: actin filament binding. Gene Ontology annotation, cellular component: actin cytoskeleton; cytoplasm. Lineage: Eukaryota; Viridiplantae; Streptophyta; Magnoliopsida; Ericales; Balsaminaceae.